Messenger RNA from Umbelopsis ramanniana AG, 2261 nucleotides. RefSeq lists its product as uncharacterized. Gene Ontology annotation, biological process: pyruvate metabolic process; malate metabolic process. The transcript has 3 exons. The coding region runs from base 85 to 1908 and encodes 607 amino acids. The record is from RefSeq and is a predicted model, not a curated record. Gene Ontology annotation, molecular function: NAD binding; malate dehydrogenase (decarboxylating) (NAD+) activity. NCBI's taxonomy places the organism in Eukaryota, Fungi, Mucoromycota, Umbelopsidomycetes, Umbelopsidales, Umbelopsidaceae. Gene Ontology annotation, cellular component: mitochondrion.
CUAUCAUUCAAACCAAUCUCCCUCUAUCUUUUCUCCCCAAAAAAACCACAUAAAAAUAAAAACACUGCACAACUUCUUUUCAUAAUGUCACCCACUGUUUCUCUAUCAACUGGUUCUCCCAUCCAUUCAAAAAUGAACGCUGUAAACACUGCUCCCAAUGCUGAGCAGCAAGUGGUUUCUGCGGAUCUGGCAUCCAAGAGUCAUUACCAUAAUGAAGGUACUGCUAUGCAUACCACCACUCGCAAGGCUCUCGGCGUCCAUGGCCUUUCACCAUCCCGCAUUGAGAGCUUGGAAAUCCAAAAGCGAAGAGCUAUGUCCCAACUUCGAUCCAAGCACACUAUGCUCGAGAAGUACAUAUUCAUGGCUCAAAUGCGAAAUACCAACAUCCGUCUCUUUUACAAGAUUGUUUGUGAUGAACUAGAGGAGUUGGCUCCAGUUAUCUACACCCCUACUGUUGGCCAUGCUUGUGUUGAAUGGUCCAAUAUUUAUCCUUUCCUUGCCCCACCUGGUACACCCGAUGGUCUCUACCUGACACAAGCCGAUCUGCCAAACAUUAAGGAAGUCAUCCGAAAUUACCGUCCCUUCCCUGCCGACCCCAAUCCGUUCUCCCCACAGAUUGCUGUUAUCUCGGAUGGCUCCCGUAUUUUGGGUCUCGGUGAUCUUGGUGUGAACGGUAUGGGUAUUCCUAUUGGCAAGCUUCAGCUCUAUGUCGCUGGUGCCGGUAUUGACCCUAGACGCACCUUGCCCAUCAUGCUUGACUUGGGAACCAACAACGAAAAGUUCAUUAAUGACGACUUCUACCUGGGUGUCCGCAGCAAGCGUCCUGAAGACGAUACUUUCUACAAGGCUGUUGAUCAAGUUCUUUCCGCUCUCUAUAGCGAAUUCCCAGAAUUGCUUGUUCAAUUUGAGGAUUGGUCUUCCGAACAUGCCUUUGGCUUGCUUGAGAAAUACCAGUACAACACCUUCUGCUUCAACGACGAUAUCCAAGGUACUGGUGCUGUCAUUCUCUCUGGUUUAAUGAACGCAUACAAAAUUGUUGCCCGCGAGGACAAUGUCCAGGCCAAGGAUCAGCGCAUUGUCUUCUUUGGUGCUGGUUCUGCUGGUAUUGGUGUUGCAAAGCAAAUCAAGGACUAUUUCGUGAUUGAACAUGGUUUCACUGAGGAAGAGGCUCGCAAGGUGUUCUAUAUUGUUGAUUCCAAGGGUCUGAUUACCAAUGAUCGUGGUGACAGAUUGGCUGAGCACAAGAAGUACUUUAGCCGUGAUGACAACAAUGGCCAACAAUUCAAGGAUUUGCUUGAAAUCAUCAACUAUGUCAAGCCUACUACCCUUAUUGGUCUUUCAUCUCAACCCCAAACUUUCACUGAACCCAUCUUGCGCCGCAUGGCUGAGCUUAACAAGCAACCCAUUGUUUUCCCCUUGUCCAACCCCAGCACUCAAGCAGAAUGUACCUUUGCUCAAGCCAUGGAAUUCACCGAGAACCGUGUGCUCUUUGCGUCCGGAACUGCUUUCCCUGUCUAUACCGUUCCGCAAACAGGUGAAGUCAAGAUCCCUGGCCAGGGUAACAACUUUUAUAUCUUCCCUGGUCUUGGUCUUGGUGCCUCCGUUGCCAAGCCUGCUCACAUCACCGACAACAUGGUUUACCAAUCUGCUGCCGCUCUUGCUGAAUGCUUGACCGAUGAGGAGAAGGCUCAACGUCGUCUGUAUCCUGACUUGAAGCGCAUCAGACAAAUCAGUGCCGAAGUUGCUGCUGCUGUCUGCAUUGAUGCUGUCAAGGAAGGUCUUGCUCGUAACAAGGACAUUGAAUUGGUUGUACAAGACCGACAAAAGCUUAUUGAAUAUGUCAUGGAACGCAUGUGGACUCCUGAAUCCGAUGGCUAUGGUGCUGAGAAGAGCAUCAGCAAAAUCUAAAUCGUCCCACGUGUGCGUGCGAAGCUUCAACAACGUAAAUCUGCAUUGCAUCUCUAUGGCAACUCUAUUCAGUUCCGUUCCCCAUACCGUAACCCUACAAAUUCAUAGGCUGUUGCGCUUGUAAAAAAAAAUUCAAACAGAUAACAAACCCAACAUUUCCCCCCAAUCUAUCACCUCUGUUUUUGCUUGUAUCAUUUCGUUACCACCAAUUAAAUAUCAAACUUUCAAACAUGGCCUACUUGCCAUCUACCUACCUCAUGCUUAUGAAACAACACAAAUGGAAAUAAUUUCGGCAGUGCUCCACUAAUUUCAAUAGUGCAAAAGGGGCUUCAGUACACGUUCCCAAGGGGAUC